Aspergillus aculeatinus CBS 121060 is the source of this 729-nucleotide messenger RNA. RefSeq lists its product as uncharacterized. The record is from RefSeq and is a predicted model, not a curated record. The transcript is spliced from 3 exons. NCBI's taxonomy places the organism in Eukaryota, Fungi, Ascomycota, Eurotiomycetes, Eurotiales, Aspergillaceae. Bases 1 to 729 code for a protein of 242 amino acids.
AUGAUCAAGGAAACCCCGAAGAUGCAUGUUGGAGCCUCUGAUCUGAAGGCGGCCGGUAUCCGUCACUUGCCUCUAGACAUUACAAACGGGAAAAAUACUCAAAAUCACCCGCGCUUCUUCCAACCAUUUCAAGAAGAACUGCCUCUCCCUGAGAACGAGGGAAAGUUGCUGGAGUUCGAGCCCCAUCUGGAUCGCAUCAUGUGGGAGACUCGAGAUAUGGAGCUCUUCCUCACCAAGCACUUUUACAAGUGCGGGAGAUAUGCAGCGCUAAAAUACCCCCAUAACCCCCCGCCUUCUGGUGGAUAUAGAGAGAUUGGGGAUUACAAGUUCGGCCAACUGCUGGAGGCUACAGGGUUUAACUGGUAUGCCGUAUCAGUAACCGACUAUUGGACGGGCAAUUAUCCACACUUCAAAGUCAUGUUGGAAAGUGACGCCAUCGGAGACGAGAACAAGCUGCUUCGUGGGGAGAUUAUGACCAUCACCGAUAUCAUGGCUGCGAGGCUGAGGACAAAGUCGCUGCGCCCGCAUAUUGUUGCCCCAAUCCUGGUGGUGUCUCUCAUGGGUCCCCGACAUGCCCGCGUGCUGGAAGCGGAUUACGAUGGGAAGACUCUGAACAUUCGCGCGUCUAAGCUCUACGAUUUCACGAAAAAGAACACGGAUGCUGCGCAAUUGCUAACGCGGUAUUGGCUAGGUGGUGCUUGUGGACAGACUGAGAUGGAACCAUCUUAA